Molecule: messenger RNA, 1074 nt
Organism: Diospyros lotus (date-plum)
Lineage: Eukaryota; Viridiplantae; Streptophyta; Magnoliopsida; Ericales; Ebenaceae
Exons: 2
Coding region: 1-1074 (357 amino acids)
Molecular function (GO): zinc ion binding; nucleic acid binding
Source: RefSeq, a predicted model, not a curated record
AUGGAUCUUAGCGAGCGAGAUGAAAGUGACAGUAGUAGCAGUCAUCAUAGCCGUUCUGCGAAUCGUGUCACAAACGAUGGACGACAAGAGGAGCGAUCAGGUCCUAGUGAGAAUAGAUUUGAUCGAAUGGAAAGAAUCUUAGAAGGCAUGCUGACACAUGUAACAAGGAAUGAGCCAUCGAGGCAUACAACUCAUGUGUUGGAUCAGUAUCGCCGACAGAGACCCCCGGUGUUCAGGGGAAAAGCAGAAGACGACCCCUGCAUGGCGGAAUACUGGAUGGAGCAAACCGAGAAGCUGCUCCAACAUUUGCAGUGCAGUGACGAAGAUAAGGUCAACUGUGCUACAUUCAUGCUUGAGGAAGACGCUGCACGAUGGUGGCAAUCAGCCCAGCGAGCUUUGCAAAGGACACCUAGGCAAGUGGAACAAGAUCCAAGGCCAAGGCAAGCUCAACCUACUGACGAGAUGUCGGUGACCCAAUAUGACGUAAAGUUUACUCAACUGAUCCGGUAUGUACCUAUGUACGAAGCCGAUGAGUGGCAGAAAGCCCAGAAAUUUGUGGGUGGAUUGAAAGUAGGACUGCAGCAAGCUCUUAGCUCGUGGACUUUGGACACCUACAAUGAGGCAUUGCAUAGAGCCUUAUCCACUGAGACUAAUUUACUGCGAGUUAGUUUGAUUCGAUCGGACGAGAAGAAGAAAGAUCCGAAAGGUGGGGAGCAUAAAUCAGAUGGAAGGAACUCCAAAAGCAAUGAGCCAUGUCCCCGAUGCGGCAAGGUACACUCCGGGAAACAAUGUUUCCAAGGACAUAUUCGAUGUUUUUCGUGUGGUGAAGAGGGACACAAGCAAAAUGAUUGUCCUAAGAAUAAAGAGGCACCACCGACCGGGAAUCGAAUGAGGAUUACAUGUUUUUCGUGUCAACAACCUGGUCACUACUCGAGCGAAUGUCCAAAGAGGCAGAAGGUGGAACAAAUGGGAAAAGCAAACGAGGCUCAAAAACCUCGCCCUGGACGAGUUUUCUACCUGUCAAAGGAUGACGACGAUAUCUACUGGACAAAAGAGAAAGGUACGUCGAGUUAA